AUGUAUCCUAGCUCGAAUGAACAUGAGACAUAUAGCCAUCCGGGCUAUGUCAAUGUCAUACCAGAAGCGCUUCCAAGUUAUGGUACUCCACAAGCUUAUGCUCCUUCAUAUAUCAACACCAGUAUGAGGAACCCUAUUAGGACACAUCAUUGGUCAACUGGUCUUUGCCGUUGUCUUGAUGAUCCUGGAAACUGUUUGGUCACUUGCUUCUGCCCUUGUGUUACGUUUGGAUUGAUAGCAGAAAUUGUAGAUAAAGGCACUUCGAGUUGUACUUGUGAUGGGGCUAUUUAUGGGACGCUGCUAUCUCUGACUGGACUUGCUUGUUUGUAUUCUUGCUCUUAUCGGUCCAAACUGAGGGCACAAUAUAACUUGCCAGAGGCACCAUGUAUGGAUUUCUUAGUUCAUUUCUGUUGUGAAACUUGUGCUCUUUGUCAAGAAUAUAGAGAGCUAAAAAACCGUGGAUUUGACUUGGGCAUAGGCUGGGAAGCCAACAUGGAAAGACAAAGGCAAGGAGUUACAGUAGCUCCGGUGAUUUCACAAGCCAUGAUAAGAUGA
Molecule: messenger RNA, 555 nt
Organism: Gastrolobium bilobum
Lineage: Eukaryota; Viridiplantae; Streptophyta; Magnoliopsida; Fabales; Fabaceae
Product: cell number regulator 1-like
Exons: 4
Coding region: 1-555 (184 amino acids)
Source: RefSeq, a predicted model, not a curated record